Molecule: messenger RNA, 1838 nt
Organism: Hordeum vulgare subsp. vulgare (domesticated barley)
Lineage: Eukaryota; Viridiplantae; Streptophyta; Magnoliopsida; Poales; Poaceae
Product: cytosolic enolase 3
Exons: 11
Coding region: 126-1556 (476 amino acids)
Biological process (GO): glycolytic process
Cellular component (GO): phosphopyruvate hydratase complex
Molecular function (GO): magnesium ion binding; phosphopyruvate hydratase activity
Source: RefSeq, a predicted model, not a curated record
CGUGCUGGUCUGGUCUUCCUCCCACAGGCGCAAUUCGUCACAAUUCCUAACAAGCCCAGCAGAAUCGCGGGAGCAGAGUGGGGGCGGAGAGGAGCGAGGUCAGUGGGGCAGACCACGCCGCAGCCAUGUCGGUGCAGGAGUACCUAGAGAAGCACCUGCUCCCGCGCAAGAUCGAGGAGGCCGUGAACGCGGCCGUCCGCGCCAAGGCCGCCGACCCGGUGCUCUUCAUCUCCACCCACAUGCGGCGGGCGGCGCCGGCCGUGAUCACGCGGGUGUGCGCGCGGCAGAUCCUGGACAGCCGCGGCGCCCCCGCGGUGGAGGUCGACCUGCACACCAACAAGGCCGUGCACCGCGCGUCCGCGGCCGGGCCGAGCGCCCCCGAGGGCGCCGCGGUCGACGCCACGAGGGACGUCGAGAAGCGGAGGCUCCUCGCCAAGGCGGUCGCUGAAUCGGUGCGGCUGAUCAACGGCAAGGUGUCGGAGGCGCUCGUGGGGAUGGAUCCGCAGCAGCAGGCGCAGAUCGACCAGGCCAUCAUGGACUUGGACAAGGCACACCACAGGACUGAGGUUGGAGCGAAUGCUAUGCUGGCCGUAUCAAUUGCAGCUUGUAAAGCUGGUGCUGCUGAGAAAGAGGUUCCGCUGUACAAGCAUAUAGCAGAUCUUGUUGGUAAAAGCGCAACAACGCUUCCCGUCCCAGCAAUUACAGUCAUUAAUGGUGGAACCCAUGCUGGAAAUAAUCUUCCCAUUCAAGAAAUUAUGAUCCUUCCCAUCGGUGCAAAAAACUUUGAAGAAGCAAUGCAGAUGGGUUCAGAGACAUAUCAUCAUCUGAAGGAUAUUAUAUGGGAGAAGUAUGGUUCAGAAAGUUGCAACAUUGGCGAUGAUGGUGGAUUUGCUCCAAAUAUUUCCAGUAUAACCGAAGGCCUGGAUCUUGUCAUUGCGGCAAUAGAUAGAGCUGGAUAUAAUGGAAGGAUCAAAUUAGCAAUUGAUGCUGCUGCUACUGAUUUUUGCGUAGGAAAGAAAUAUGACCUGGAGUUCAAAUCUGCAAAGAAAACGGGGCAAAAUUUCAAAACUGGGGAUGAUAUGAUUGAGAUUUAUAGUCAACUAUGUUCAGAGUACCCACUUGUCUCCAUUGAACAGCCCUUUGACAAAGAUGACUGGGAGCACUCGAAAAAGUUUACCACCCUAGAGCUAUGUCAGGUUGUAGGAGACGACUUAUUGAUGUCAGAUCCUGAACGCAUCAAGCGGGCAGUAAAUGAAUAUACUUGUGACGCUCUUACUCUCAAGGGAAGUCAAGUGGGCACUGUCACUGAGGCCAUAGAGGCUGUGAAACAGGCAAAGGAUGCUCAUUGGGGUGUGAUGGUGUCACAUAGGUCUGGGGACACGGAUGACCCUUUCAUCGCCGACCUGGCUGUCGGUGCAGCAGCUGGACAGAUCAAAGCCGGUGCCCCCUGCCGUGGAGAGUGCCUCACUAAAUACAAUCAGCUUCUAAGAAUAGAGGAAGAACUUGGAAUCGAAGGUGUGUACGCUGGUGAAAAUUGGAGAACUACCGCAAGCUGACUUGUGGCUCACUGGAUUCGUCGAUGUGAUUUGGGUGGUUCUGUAGAAAUGUGUUAUGUUCUGGCUCAGCAAAGGCACGGAAAGAGGGUAGCUUAACAAACUGGGGAAACUUUCAGGCACACAUUGGUUUCUUAGAUGUAGUGGUUGAACUGCUGGGGCUUUACUUGUGAGAGAUGUUCAGCUAUGCCUUUUUCCCUUUUUCAUUUCUAUACGGUAUGGAAUGGAUCGUGCAGAAGAUACAUGAAUUUGAGAAUGGGUUUAAAGGAGUAGAAUUUUCAUAUA